This is a messenger RNA of Aureobasidium pullulans EXF-150, 2035 nucleotides long. RefSeq lists its product as uncharacterized. The transcript is spliced from 2 exons. Bases 108 to 1904 code for a protein of 598 amino acids. Lineage: Eukaryota; Fungi; Ascomycota; Dothideomycetes; Dothideales; Saccotheciaceae. The record is from RefSeq and is a predicted model, not a curated record.
CGCAAUCCUCUCAUCCUCAGGGGUCCAUUCAUAUCGCGACAUCGAUCGUAACGCUUUCCUCGUCAACCGAUUUCGGGUUGUCACUGGAUAAGUGCGGGCUUCGUCAAAUGGAUCUCGUCUACGAGAAGAUUGCCGGGACAGGCGCAUCUCGAAACUACAAUCUGAUGAAAUGCCGAAGAGAGCUCGAAAAAAGCUGCUCUAAUUACAAGAGCCGUGCUAGCCAUUGCCCUCCUGCGCCACAAACUACACCCACCUCCAGCAAUCCGCCCGCUCCUCAACAAGAACAACAGAUUCUCCAAAAGAAAGGCGUUCUCUUCCAGACUUGCCAAGAGACAGGCCACACCUCGCGCAGGGCCACGAAGCAGUCCUUCCAGUACAUCGAGAGCGACAUCCAACACAGAGCCACAAGACUCAAGAACAAGUCGACGCACGUGCCUAGACCCCGAGUCCACCAAGAUCCUGGCUCCAACUUCGACCCUUUCGAUGGCUACACAGGGUCUGGUUUCUCGAACGAUUUCUCGAUGGAAAAUGCAACUGCCGAAGGAGUGAGAGACUCGCACACACGGUACUGGGCACCUCAAAAGCACAUGUCAGGGCCCCGAUACGUACCUACUCAUGCCGAAUCAAUUGCAAUCAGACAAACUGCCGCACUGAUUGCAAGGCACUGUGCAGUCCGAGACAAAGAGCCUUACAUGAAUUCACCUCCUCAAGAAGCUCUGCAUGGGAUUCGCUCGGCUGUUUGGCAGGCAAGGGCUGACGCUCAAAGCUCUAGAAGCGCUGAGCAGUCCCCAGAAGGAAACCAAGCAGACAAUGGCGUUCGCAUUACAGAAGACGGAUGCAUCAUCCAGCAUGGCUUCGAUAUCUCGCCCCUGACCUCGUCUCCCAAAAGCAAUAUUCAUGAAAGAUGCGACUCGGCGUGUGAUCUUCAGUGCAAGACGCCAACCCACAUGUCACCGAAUCAGUCCAGGUCCAUGGCGCCAAUCAGAUCGAGUGUCAGAAACGGCAAAGGCGCAAGGGUACCAGUCUGCUUCCGCAAGCAAGAGAUAUCCGUCCCACGAACAGUAUCGACCUUGUCGGCUCUGGUCUCUGGUCCCGUAUAUGCCGCUAGCGGCGCGCUGGAGCAGGAUUUUAUACCAACUCCUCAACUACAAGCACAGGAGUCUCAGCAGAAGCGUCGGAUGCCUGCCCCUGCACGAACCGCCCUCGUAUUCGUCGAAUCCUUCUCGUCCAACGCUAUCGCAUCCGACAGUGAAUAUGAUAGCGACGAAAGCGAAAAAGGCCAUGACAAACAAGAAGACAGCGCCCUGGUCUCGGCUCUUUGUUCGGAUGGUGUCAAUGAGGAUGGGAGUAUCGCCAACGUUGCCCUCUUGAACGAGCCUGCUGAGAUUGUGAAGACAAGCAAUCGUCCGCCGCAACCUUCCGUACCGCCCUCACCUCCGUCCUCCAAGAUCCCACUUUCCACCUCUCCCGAGGCCGCUCAAGCCCAGCAGUAUCGUACUGGUACACUCCUCCCACAGUGGUUGUCCAAGCUUCCUGAACCCGAUCAACAGGGAACUCCUGUGACUACUCCCCAUGACACACCCAUACGUCCACCACCACCGCAGCAGCAGCACCCAAAGCCGCAAUUUCCUCGUUCGCGACAAACUGCAAAACUCUUCGCGGCCCACCAGCAACAGGGCCGCCCUCAAAAGCCGGUUCCUGCUCACACCCAUCCUCCGUGCUCGGCUCUGGAUAUCCGCCGUCCCUCCCCGCCUUAUAUCUUCUCCAAGAGUGACAAUUGUGUCACAGCACUCUUGUUCAAGAUUGAGGAGAACAAGGGCAAACGACCUGCAAACUUCAAAUGGGACCACGUCGCACCCAUGCAUGGUUUCAGUCCGUGCAGACCAUUCUACGUCCUCGAUUAGGCAGAUUGGACGCUAUGGCUCACGAUUAUGAAUACCACCGAUGAGGACCAAAAGCCACAAUCCAUCGCCUGAGCUCAAGACUGUACACAGUACUAUGACUUCGGCUGCUCUAUCAUCGCAUUACACGCCUU